CGUAAGCUCAUCCAGUCUUAUGGUAAGGAUCAUGUCGUACCUUGACGACCAAAAGGCGUCCUAGUGCCCAUCCGGUUUCGAUAGAUAACCGAAUUUUACCAAAACGCCUUUCAUUUCGGCUGGUCGGAGUCCACAUCACCAAGGACUUUUCUAGCGCUGGGUAUUUAAGGUGUAAAAAAAAGGUAUCAAAUGACCAUAAAUGUGUGAAAUGUGGAAAUAGGUUUAUGCAAAAUGUGCACGAUACAAUAGUAUAAACAUUUUUGACGACAAUACACUUUUGUGCUGUGAUAACAAUGAUGUUGAAAUUGCAUUCUAUGACGCCACAGAAGAAAUCAUUGGUGGCGAGCAUAAAAAGAUUGACAUUUCGAUCUUUACCUAUGUAAUCAAAGAAAAGGAUGCCUUAAUUAGUGAGCAACAGAACGAAUCAAGGUUUGUUAACCAAAUUUCAAGAGACUAUAAAUGGACCCGUACGACGACCACAAAUUGAACAAAAAACAACAGAGGAAUCCAGCAAAAAAGUUAACACAAAAAGCCAAAAUGAUCAGAAUCAAUAUACCACGAGCAGUUAUCAGCUGUUAAUAAAAAUAGUGCUGUUGAACCGUCAUUCUCGGCAGUAGCACAAAAAGAUGUAUCAUCGCCAGCGAUGCAAAUAUAUACCGAAACCACCCUGAAUCGGUACAUAAAUAUCAACAGUGAUGCGGUUUAGCCUUCUACUAGUUCUACAGAUCCAGCUGUAUUACCAAAGAAAAGGAAUAAACUCGCUUUCCUGGUUGGAAAAAAUUAUAGCUGUCGAAUCAAGACCACACCAAAGUAUGUCUAUCUUCACGUAUACCGGGUAGACCCAAGUACUUCAGUCGAUGAUAUGAUUCGCUUACUGAAAGUUAACUUCCCGGAGGUGACCUGCGAGAAGCUGACCUCCAAGUACCCCAACGAGUAUGCAUCAUUCAAGAUUAAAAAUGGAAGACAAAGGAAAAAGAGCAUUAAUCCUAGUUGGUGGUUAUGGCACCAGACUAAGACCAUUGACACUAAGUGUUCCAAAACCACUGGUUGAGUUUGCCAACAAGCCAAUAUUAAUGCACCAAAUUGAAGCACUAGUCAAAGGAGGAGUUACAGAAGUUAUCCUAGCUGUGUCUUACAGAGCUGACCAUAUGGAAAAAGAAUUAACAGAGCAAGUGAAAAAGCUGGGAGUCAACCUUAUAUUUUCCCAUGAGACUGAACCAUUAGGUACAGCAGGACCGCUUGCCUUAGCCAAAGAACACCUUAUAAAGAGCACUGACCCAUUCUUUGUUCUUAAUUCUGACAUCAUUUGUGAUUUUCCGUUUUCCGAAUUGGCAAAAUUCCAUGCUUCACAUGGCAAAGAAGGCACUAUUGUAGUAACAAGGGUUGAAGAACCAUCAAAGUAUGGUGUGGUUGUCUAUGAUAAAAAUAACUGCAUACAAAGUUUUGUUGAGAAACCUCAAGAGUUCAUUUCAAACAAAAUCAAUGCUGGCCUGUAUAUUCUGAAUCCAUCUGUUCUUAGUAGAAUAGAACUGAGACCAACUUCCAUAGAAAAAGAAGUAUUCCCAUAUAUGGCUCAGGAUCAACAACUGUAUGCAUUUGAAUUGCAAGGCUUUUGGAUGGAUGUUGGUCAACCUAAAGACUUCUUGACUGGUAUGUGUUUAUAUCUCAAGCAUGUGAGAUCAACUGACCCAGAAAUGCUGGCCAAAGGACCUAACAUUGUUGGAAAUGUACUGCUGGAUCCGACUGUGAAGAUUGGAGAAAAUUGUCAAAUUGGACCAAAUGUCACUAUUGGCCCAGGUGUCAUCAUUGAAGAUGGUAAGAAAAACCAAAAAAGUGUCCGCAUUAAGAGAUCGACGAUACUGAAAGAUGCAACCAUCAAAUCGAACUCAUGGUUGGAAAGUUGUAUAGUAGGAUGGAGGUGUUGUGUGGGUAAAUGGGUCAGAAUGGAAGGUACUACAGUUCUAGGUGAAGAUGUUAUAGUCAAAGAUGAAAUGUACAUAAAUGGCGGACAGGUUUUGCCGCACAAAAGUAUAGCUUCUUCCGUACCAGAGCCACAGAUUAUAAUGUAGUUUAUUUUGGUUAAAAUUCGUGCAAUAAUUCUGAAGAUUCGCUAAACACAAUUAUAAGAAAAGUGUGAAGAAAACUAUGGGAACGCCAGUCAGUGGCGAUAUCCUAAUCUCUAUUAAAGGUAACCGCCAUAUAGAGGCCUUUUUAGCCCUUUUAGCUUGGACAUAUAAAUAUAUUAGUUUGAUAAUAUGUGUUGGAUAUAUGUUAUUAUACAGUACAUUUCUAAAAGUCCUCCCUACUUAUGAAUUAUUUUAAUCUAAACAAAAUCAAAUUGAAUACAUUCCUGUAU
Acanthoscelides obtectus is the source of this 2356-nucleotide messenger RNA. Lineage: Eukaryota; Metazoa; Arthropoda; Insecta; Coleoptera; Chrysomelidae. The record is from the annotation of a GenBank genome assembly.